AUGAAACUGCACUUGCCCUUGCUGUUCCUUUCCUCGCUGCUCGCACCAGGGGCUGCCAUAUUCCCUGGCGAUGCAGUUGGCAUCACGACAAAGCACAUCAGCGGCCAGCCGGGAUUGUCCAUUACCUACAAAGAGACCAAGAUCUGUGAAACGAGAUCCAAAGCCUGGGCUGGAUACGUGCACAUGCCCUCGUGGUACCUGAGCGAGAUCCAGAGCGCGGAACCAUACAAUGUAUCCAUGUUUUUCUGGUACUUUGAGGCUCGAAACUCGCCGUCCAAUGCAACUACCGGUAUAUAUCUAGCCGGAGGGCCCGGCGCAUCGUCCAUUGGCGAUCUUGUUACAGGAACUGGAUCGUGUUACAUCAAGGCAGACUCCAACAGCACCGAAGACAACCCUUGGUCCUGGAACAACGACAUGAACAUGCUGUACAUUGACCAGCCAGUCAGCACAGGCUACUCGUACACCAAGCGAAUCCAGUCCACCCUUGACCUUCUCUUCCUCGGCAACCCAGUCACCGAGACCGGCAUCACGCCCGUCGCAGCAUACAACGGCUCCGUGCCCCCCGAAAACACCACGUUCCUCCACGGCACCUUUUCCGAGCAGAACCCCGCCAAGACGGUCAACAGCACGCUGUCCGCGGCCAAGACGCUGUGGCGCUUUACGCAGGUCUGGUUCCCGCACUUUGCCGAGCACAAGACUCGCAGCAAGCGCGUCAGCCUCUGGGGCAACUCGUAUGGCGGCUUCUACGUGCCCGCGACGGCCGCGUACACGGUGCGGCAGAAUGCCCGGAUCCGUCGCGGCGCGCUCAACGGCACCGUGAUCCCGAUCGACGCCGUCGGCUGGACAAACGGGUGCGUCGACAUGCUCUACCAGGGCGAGUGGUUUCCCGCGCAGGCUUACAACAACACGUACGGCCUGCAAGUCAUCACCAAGGCCGCGUACGAGGCGGCGCUGCAGAACUUUACGAAGCCCGGCGGCUGUCGCGACCAGAUUUCGGAAUGCCGGCGCCUCGGGGACCUCUACGAUCCGGACCAGCGCAACACCAACGCCAACGUGACAGCCGCCUGCGUCGGCGCCACGCUCUACUGCUUCGGCCACGUCCUGGGCGCGUACGAGGCGGCCAGCAACCGCAGCGUCUUUGACAUGGCGCACCUCAAGCCCGACCCGUACCCGGCGUCGUACGCCAGCGGCUUCUUCAACCAGGCGUGGGUGCAAGCGGCGCUCGGCGUCGGCGUCAACUACACAUCCUCGUCGCUGCUGGCCAGCCGUGCGUUCUUCUACGGGACCGGCGACCCGGUGCGCGCGAGCGGCCUCGCGCUGCUGCAGGAGCUGCUCGACGGCGGCGUCCGCGUCGUCAUGAUGUACGGCGACCGCGACUACCGCUGCCCGUGGAACGGCGCCGAGAAGCUCAGCCUGCGCCUGCAGUGGGCGGGCGCCGCGGCGUUUCGCCGCGCGGGCUACGAGCACGUCCAGACGAGCGGCGGGUGCGCGAGCAGAGGCGUCGUCCGGCAGCACGGGAAUCUGUCCUUUGCGCGCAUCUUUGAUGCUGGGCACAAUGCCCAAGGUUACCAGCCCGAAAUCGUGUCGCAGCUCGUCCGCCGCGCCAUUGCUGGCAGAGAUCUCGCCACUGGCAAGCACGCCACGACAGGCCACGGCGCAAACUACACGACACGUGGACCGACGAGCAGCUUUGGGAUCAAAAAUACGCUGCCGCCGCCGCCGGAAUUUGCGUGCAGCGUGUGGAAUGUGCCGUCCUCGUGCACGCGGGAGCAGUACGCGGCGUUGGUGGCUGGCACGGCAGAGACGGACAAGUACAUGGUGGUCAAGCCUGCGGGGGGGAGCCCGGGGUCAAUUCUUCAAGCUUUUUAA
This is a messenger RNA of Cordyceps militaris CM01, 1869 nucleotides long. RefSeq names its product carboxypeptidase S1, putative. Gene Ontology annotation, biological process: proteolysis. Lineage: Eukaryota; Fungi; Ascomycota; Sordariomycetes; Hypocreales; Cordycipitaceae. The transcript is spliced from 2 exons. Gene Ontology annotation, cellular component: fungal-type vacuole. The coding region runs from base 1 to 1869 and encodes 622 amino acids. Gene Ontology annotation, molecular function: serine-type carboxypeptidase activity. The record is from RefSeq and is a predicted model, not a curated record.